AGCCCAUUAUAACUCGAUUGAAUACUGUUGUACAGUCAGUUCCGGCGGAAUUCUACUUACUUAUUUGAAUCAGCCAGAGAGCAGUUCUUCUUACUUGGUGCGCUCUUUAUAACCACUAGGAAUUGACGUUGCCCCGCUGGCGACAAGUGGUCGCAAUGGUUUACAUUAAGCAGAUAAAUAUCCAAGGCUUUAAAAGGUUUGUUUACAACUAUUCCAGAGGAUGAAACAUGUUAACAUUCAUGUAGCUACAAGGAUCAAACCCUCAUCGACGAAUUCUCACCAGGAACAAAUGUAAUCGUCGGUCGCAAUGGUUCUGGGAAGAGUAACUUUUUCGCGGCCAUUCGAUUCGUCCUCAGCGAUGCAUAUACUCAAAUGGGCCGGGAAGAGCGACAGGCUUUACUUCAUGAGGGCUCAGGAUCAGCGGUUAUGUCUGCAUAUGUUGAAAUUAUCUUCGACAAUUCUGAUGGACGAUUUCCUACCGGCAAAAACGAGCUCUACCUUCGACGAACGAUUGGACUGAAGAAAGAUGAAUAUUCUUUGGACAAGAAAAAUGCUACGAAAACCGAUGUUCUAAAUCUUCUAGAGACCGCAGGAUUUUCUCGGUCAAAUCCGUAUUACAUUGUGCCUCAAGGACGUGUUACAGCACUUACAAAUAUGAAAGAUGGCGAAAGAUUAAACUUGUUAAAGGAAGUAGCUGGAACGCAAGUCUAUGAGCAACGCCGUACCGAGUCCUUAAAGAUCAUGACAGAUACUAACAAUAAACGAGCCAAGAUUGAUGAGUUGUUAGACUACAUUAAGGAACGGUUGGCGGAACUAGAGGAGGAGAAGGAAGAAUUGAGAGGCUACCAAGAAAAAGACAAAGAUCGCCGAUGUUUACAAUACGCCUUCUUCCACCAGGAGCAGGUUGCAAUUGCCGAAAAGUUGGAGGAAAUUGAUGAGUUCAGACAAGGUGGUGGCGAUGGUGACGAGAACCGGGAUGCUUUCUUGAAGGGAGAAAAAGCCAUCGCCCAACUUGAUGCCCAGAUAAAACAAUUGAAUCGACAAAUAGAGCUUCUUGGUGUAGACAGACGACAAUUGGAGGAGGACAGACGAGACACCGCAAAGGCGAGAGCCAAGAUUGAAUUACACGUCAAAACUUUAACUGUCAAUCAAUCGUCCACAGAACAAGCACGGGUGAGGCAUCAGCAAGAAUUAAGUUCUGUUAAGAAGGAGAUAGCUUCAAAAGAAGCGGAACUUGCACAAUUACUUCCGGAAUUCGAAAGUCGUAAAGCUAGCGAAGGAGAAAUUAGACGGAGUCUCGAUGAAGCAGAAGCUGGCAGAAGCAGGCUGUACGCUAAGCAAGCUCGCAGCAACCAAUACAAGACCAAGGCUGAGCGUGACCAGUUUUUGAGAAAGGAAAUUGAAGAUCUCAACUCUUCGAUCGGAUCUCAGAAGGCAAAUCGAAUUGAUGGCGAUGAAGAGGUAAAGCAUGUGCAAUCUGAAAUUCGAAAUUUGGAAACAGAAAUAUCCGGCCUCCAGGAGCGAUUAGAUGGAUGGAGUGGCAAUAGGAUAGCCUUGGCUGAAGAGGUCUCGACCGCAAAAGAUGCCUUGGAAAAGUUGCAGGACGAGAGAAAAUUGCUGAGAAGAGAGGAUGAAAAGCUUCACUCGGUCAUAGAAGAUGCUCGUAAGGAGGUUAGUAUAGCUGAGUCGGAGUUGUCUAGAACUAUGGAUAGUGCUACAUCUCGUGGUUUAGCCACUGUCAGACGUCUCAAGCAACAGCAUAAGAUCCAAGGAGCAUACGGCACUCUAGCAGAACUCCUCGAAGUUGAAGAACUUUAUCGAGUAGCAGUGGAACAAACAGCAGGCAGUAGUCUUUUUAACUAUGUGGUCGAUAACGAAGAAACUGCAACGCAGCUUAUUAAUGCCUUGAAUGCUGAUAAGGGCGGAAGGGUUACAUUUGUACCUCUGAGUCAACUCAGAACGAAACCAGCCACCUUACCAAAUGCAUCCGACGCUAUACCGAUGUUAAGCAAGAUUCGGUACGACAAAAAGUAUCAGCCAGCCUUCGAGCAAGUUUUUGGUAAAACCAUUGUUUGCCCUAACCUCACAAUUGCUGCUCAGUAUGCAAGAAGUCAUGGGUGUAAUGCCAUUACUCCAGAUGGUGAUACGACUAACAAGAAAGGAGCUUUAACUGGUGGCUAUCUUAAUCCAAAGGAAUCAAGACUUCAAGCAGUCCGUGCGCUGAACAAAUGGAGGGAUGAGUACGAAACUUUAAGGGUGCGCCAGGACGAGAUUAGAAAGGAAUUAGAGCAAAAAGAUCAAGAAAUUACAGCCGCAUUUACGGAGGAACAAAAGGCUAGUCAGAAGAUGAACCAAUUUGUUGACAGCCUAGAUCCACUGAAAUCAGGAUUGAGAUCAAGACAGUCGCAUCUCGAAAGGCAAAAGGCACAACUUGAAAAACUUCUCCAAAAUCAAGCAGAUGUUAUCAAAUUGUUGCAGGAACAUAAUCGAAAAAUAUCCGAUUAUGAGGCAGAAAUCGCGUCCGACUUCAAAAAAGCCUUGACGGCUAAUGAGGAACGACAACUCGAGCAACUCAAUGCUUCCGUCCAGGAUCUACAAAAACAGUGGAAUGAACAUAGCAGAAAUCGAAGAGAACUUGAGAGUCGCAAACAGUUGAUCGAGGUUGACCUCCGUGAAAAUCUUAGACUUAAGCUUGAUCAAUUGAACAAUCAAGAAAUGGAUCUUGCUUCUGGAAGUGGUACUGGUAACUUGAAGGAAUCUCAACGAGAAUUAAAGCGUAUCAUCAAGGCAUCGGCUGUUGUGGAGACAAAGCUUCAGGAAAACGAAAACUCGCAGGAAGAAGCUGAAUCAAAGAUCAUCAAUCUUCAGCAAGAGAAGAGUCAAAAAGAGGACGAACAACAGAAGAUUGCCGUAUUGAUUGAGAAGCACCAGAAGAAGAUGGAAAGGAGCAUUGCUCGAAAGGCCAUACUUACUACCAGUGCUUCAGAUUGCGCCAAAAAUAUUCGUGAUUUGGGUGUUUUGCCCGAUGAAGCAUUUGAAAAGUACAAGGAUUAUGACCCAAAAGCUGUAAGCAAAUGGCCUGGUCCUACUUAUACCAUAUAUACUGACAUUGUUAGAUUCAAUCGCGCCUCAAGAAAGUUCAGGAAGCUCUCAAGAAAUAUAAGCAUGUAAAUAAGAAGGCUUUUGAACAGUACAAUCAAUUCACAACUCAGCGAGAUAGCUUGACCAAGCGUAGGAAGGAACUGGAUGAUUCCCAGGCAUCGAUUCAAGAACUCGUUGAAGUCCUCGAUCAGCGUAAGGAUGAAGCCAUCGAGCGAACGUUCAAGCAAGUCUCCAAGGAAUUUGCCCAGAUUUUCGAACGUCUUGUCCCAGCUGGUCGUGGUCGGCUCGUCAUUCAACGUAAAGCGGAUCGACGUGCCAGAGAGGAAGAAGAUUCGGACGAGGAAGCACGUGAUAGUGUUGAGAAUUAUGUUGGAGUUGGAAUCAGUGUCAGCUUCAAUAGUAAACAUGAUGAUCAGCAACGUAUCCAACAAUUAUCUGGUGGACAAAAGAGUAAGUCAUUUCGACCUCUAAAAGCUCUUCGUCCAGUAUACUAAUAUGCCUCUGCAGGUCUUUGCGCCCUUGCCCUCGUUUUUGCGAUCCAGCAGUGUGACCCGGCUCCUUUUUACCUCUUCGAUGAAAUUGAUGCCAAUCUUGAUGCUCAAUAUCGUACUGCUGUUGCCCAAAUGCUCAAGGAAAUUUCUGCCAAGCAGUCACAAGUUUCUCAAUCGCAGGACAAUUCAGAUGAGGAAUCCGACAACGAUGAAGAUGCUGAGGGUGGUUCCAAGAAACAAAAAGUCAUGGGUGGACAAUUUAUUUGCACAACUUUCAGACCGGAGAUGGUAUUGGUGGCUAAUAAAUGUUAUGGUGUCACUUUCCAUAAUAAGACGAGUAAUAUUGGUGUUGUCGGGAAGGAGGAUGCGUUAAGCUUCGUUGAUGGAGAGGCUCCAAAGUAGGUGUGUUCAGAGGAGAACUAUUGUUUCUGAUGUGUGUAAUGGGACGUUAUGCCACGGCGUCGCUUUGUCCGUGAUAGCUUCCCCAAACGUGUAAUUUAUUGUCUUUAGCUCUUGUUUAACUCGCUUUAUUGGGAGAGGGCGUGGAUACCUUGUGGCGAGCGGAGAUUUCGCGUUAGGAAAUACUUAACGUCUUGCUAGUACUGAGACGAAGUCAUGUAUUUUGAAUUUUCAUAAAGGAAU
This is a messenger RNA of Sclerotinia trifoliorum, 4235 nucleotides long. The record is from the annotation of a GenBank genome assembly. Lineage: Eukaryota; Fungi; Ascomycota; Leotiomycetes; Helotiales; Sclerotiniaceae.